Messenger RNA from Amaranthus tricolor (Joseph's coat), 1371 nucleotides. RefSeq lists its product as uncharacterized. The coding region runs from base 217 to 975 and encodes 252 amino acids. The record is from RefSeq and is a predicted model, not a curated record. Lineage: Eukaryota; Viridiplantae; Streptophyta; Magnoliopsida; Caryophyllales; Amaranthaceae. Gene Ontology annotation, cellular component: chloroplast. The transcript has 4 exons.
GUUUAUUUUUAAAAGAGAAUUUAUGAUAUCCUUGAAAAUUAUAGAUAAAAAAUCAAAAUCACGUGAAAAGCACGUGCAGAGCUAGUGGCUUAGCAGCAACGUUGUGAACGGCCAAACGAAGGCGCAGAAGCGGUAAGCAACACAUAAGGUUGAAGAAGAACAACUGAACAACACGCAGAAAGAAAGAUACUUCUGGGAGCUUCUCUCCUUCCAUCAAUGGCGACUGCCUUUCUCCCUCCUCUUUCUUUCUCUAAAAUACUCUUCCUCAAACACCAUAACCACUCUCCAUCUUAUCUUUCUCGGCGACCUCAUCGUAUUCCUCUUCGAGUAGUAGCGUUUCAAAGAGAAGACUUCGAGUCCUUCAAAAAGCGCGUUUUGUCAGGAGAUGCUUGGAAGGAAGCAUGGCGUUCUGCUAAUGAUGGCUUCGAACAGCUUGUUUAUGAUGCUAAAAAAGCCGCUGAGCGUUUUGACCGCCGCUACUCUGUCUCUCGCCGUCUCUCUUCGGCUGUUGAAGUUGCCUCUAUUCGUGCUCGUGAGCUUGAUCGCGAAUUCGAGGUUUCUCAGAAAUGGCGGGAUUUUUCUCUUGAUUUCUCCCGCAAUUGGCCUAGGUACAGAAAGCAAUUCAAUGAUCUCUUGGAUACUCCCCUUGGAAGGAGUUCUGCGACGAUCUUUUUCUUAUGGUUUGCUUUGUCUGGAUGGCUAUUUCGAUGUUUAAUUUUUGCCACUUGGGUAUUGCCAAUCGCUGGUCCUCUUCUUCUCACGGCUGUUGCCAACAACAUGACUGUGAAGGGUGCUUGCCCAGCAUGCAAGAGGGAAUUUGUAGGUGUUAAGAACAGUAUGAUAUGUUGUCAAGGUUGCGGCAACAUUGUCUGGCAACCACAAGGUGAUUUCUUCUCAAAAGGUGACAAAAAAAAUCCAUGGUCGAAAUCCAAGUCCAAGUCUGAAAUUAUAGAUGUUGAAUUUGAGGAAAAGUAACAAAAAGUGAUAUAUACUCAAUAUGGAUACGAUGUCAAUUUAUUUCCUUUGCAUCUACAAGUUGGGUUUAUGGGAUUGCUCGGGAGCUGAUGAAAACAACUUUGUAGCCUCUUAGGAAACCUGCACUACUGGUAUUGGAUUUGGUUAAGAAGUUGCAUUAAAUGUUGGUUCCGAUAUAGUAACAUUUGAGUAGCAUAAUGCUGUUACCCCUUUUUAGACAUUCGUUUCUUUUUAUAGAAAGCUGAUAGGCUGGUGAUUGGUAUGUAAUAAUUUGUUCUGCUGGUGAAACCGGCACUCUGAGUCCUUUGUACAGCAAAAGAUCUCAUUAUACUUCUCGUGUUGAUAGUUUGUUGUAGUUGUAUUGUUGGAUUUUAAUGUUCUGAUGUUACUUGCUAA